CGAAAGAUUUGAUGGUUACCAAGAAUGUAGGCUUUCUGAACCCAGAUUUAGUACUAAACAGCCUGAAAAUGACUCUGAAUUAUCAAAAAAUGAAGCGUGCUCUAAAAUUAAGCUGAGAAAAAUGGAACCAAAGAGAAUCUUAGCAGCUAGGGACCAAAAAGAGUCAGAAAUGCUACAUCAGAAGGCCUGGAUUUCUGUUUAUAAUAUGUCCUUUGAUCGAUACAAUUUUUAUGAGCGUAGCUACAUAUUGGAUAUUGAUUAUGCCCAGCCUAAAUACUUCGAUGUUAUGAAGAAGAUGAAGUCCUUGACUAUACCUUCCGUGAAUAGAGUCUAUGUGCUCAAUGUAGAAUUAGAUAGAAAGAACAAAGAUGUAUUUUUCGAAAAGUGAUUUCCAAGCUGAAUUUUAUGGUUUGAAGUAUCAUUUAAUUGUCUAACAGAUCUAAGUAAAUUGCUUCUAAGAUUAUCGAAGGUUAGUUACAAAAUUAUGAAACAAAUCACGUUCACAAAACUGAACAUUAAUGAGUCUUAGAUGAAGAAACUCUUCAUGCUAGUAAGACACAUCGUGAGCGUCAAACUGAGUUUCUGUAAACUCAGCUUCACCAGAGUCAUUAAUUUAGCCUCAUGCUUAAAAGAAACUGCUAUUAAAGAUCUUCACAUCUCUGAUUGUGCUGGGGAAAUGUUAAGCGACUGGGUGAAUAAGCCUGAUAGUUUCUCCAACUUUAUUGAGAGUCUCUCUAAGUCUGAUUUGAAAAGUUCUUUAAAGAAAGUUUUUGUUCAUGAAGCCCAGUUUGAAAGGGACUUUGCUAAGCAAGCAAUUUUGAAGAGUGAGUUAAAACAUGUCACUUUUAUAAUAAAUUAG
Messenger RNA from Moneuplotes crassus, 859 nucleotides. The record is from the annotation of a GenBank genome assembly. NCBI's taxonomy places the organism in Eukaryota, Ciliophora, Spirotrichea, Euplotida, Euplotidae.